Messenger RNA from Mastomys coucha (southern multimammate mouse), 1145 nucleotides. It is a transcript of the gene Tmem205, whose product is annotated as transmembrane protein 205. The record is from RefSeq and is a predicted model, not a curated record. The coding region runs from base 541 to 1110 and encodes 189 amino acids. The transcript is spliced from 4 exons. NCBI's taxonomy places the organism in Eukaryota, Metazoa, Chordata, Mammalia, Rodentia, Muridae.
GAUGUCUGCAGAGCUAGGGUAAUCCCUGAAGACCUUGGGAUGUGAAUUUGAGCUGCUGGGAUUCAAGCUUUUGGCGUGCAGUGGACAUUGGGGUUUAAAGAGAGCCUUUUGUUCUAGAAUUUUGGUUUUGAGACAAGGUCUCAUGUAUCUCUGGUUGACCUCCAAGUCCUGCCCCUCCUGUUUCUACAUUUGUGCUGGAAUGACAGAAGAGAGCCAGAGCCUGUUUUAUGCGAGCGCAGGUCUGCCUGCACGUGAGGCAAGCGCUCUGCCCGCUGAGCAACUUGCCCAGCAGGAGCCUGAGAUGUUUGAUUACUUAUUUUGAGAUAGCCUCACUGUAUCUCAGGCAGUCCUCAAACUCAGUGAUUUUCCUGCAUCAUCCGCUGAUAUGUUGGGAUCACAACUGUGAAUCAACAGGCAGGCCAGUUUCUAUGGCUUUAAACGCUUUUUGAAAUUGAGGAAUCUUUCUAAUCUUGAGCUAGAAAAGUGGCAACCCUCCUGUCUCCGUCUUCCAAGUAUGAGCCUUCAUAGUGGGGCGGCGGAAUGGAAGAAGGUGAGGACCUAGGAAGCCUGAUUAAAGUGAUCCACUUGCUGGUCUUGUCUGGUGCCUGGGGCAUGCAAAUGUGGGUGACCUUUGCUUCAGGCUUCCUGCUUUUUCGGAGCAUCCCAAGGCACACGUUCGGACUCGUGCAGAGCAAGCUCUUCCCAGUCUAUUUUCACAUCUCCUUGGGCUGUGCCUUCAUCAACCUCUGUAUCUUGGCACCACAGAGAGCCUGGAUUCACCUCACACUGUGGGAAGUCAGUCAGCUUACCCUACUGCUUCUGAGCCUCACACUGGCCACCAUCAAUGCUCGCUGGCUCGAGGCUCGCACCACGGCCAUCAUGUGGGCCCUGCAGAGUAUAGAGAAAGAACGAGGCCUGGGGACAGAGGUACCAGGCAGCCUCCAGGGCCCUGACCCCUACCGCCAGCUGCGGGAGAAGGACCCCAAAUACAGUGCUCUACGACGGAAAUUCUUCCACUACCAUGGCCUGUCUUCCCUCUGCAACCUGGGGUGCCUGCUGAGCAAUGGCUUCUGCCUUGCGGCCCUUGCCCUGGGGCUCAGGAGCCUCUAACAUAGGCCCUAUGUGUCAAUAAAUGCUUCUUUGGA